AAUGUCUGUGUAAUGUAGAUAAAUGUGAGGGAUUUUCUCUCUAAAUCCGUCUCCUGUUCGCUAAAUCUCACUUCUCCAAAACGAGCCUGCGCAAUGGAACAAAGUCGGAAUAUUGAGAUGUGACAUUGCCCGCAUCUCAUCCUCUUUCUCCCUGUUUUUAAUGACUUUAAACAAGUUCAUUUUCGUCGGGCUUUGUCUUGUGGAGACCCGUGGGGAUGUCUAGCGCUUUUUCCUUUCAGUGGCAUUUAUGUGAUGUCUUCAAGAGUGCGAUGUGCUGUAUCUCCUGUAGCCACACCCUCUCACUACUGCUGUGCGUCCUCACCCUGACUCCGACGGCAACAGGGGCGGGCCCUGAGACCCUGUGCGGGGCGGAGCUGGUCGACACGCUGCAGUUUGUCUGUGGAGAGCGAGGCUUUUAUUUCAAUAAACCAACAGGCUAUGGCCCCAGUGCAAGGCGGUCACGUGGCAUUGUGGAUGAGUGCUGCUUCCAAAGCUGUGAGCUGCAGCGCCUUGAGAUGUACUGUGCACCUGUCAAGACUCCCAAGAUUUCUCGCUCUGUGCGUUCACAGCGGCACACAGACAUGCCAAGAGCACCCAAGGUUAGUAGCAGAGCGAACAAGGGGACAGAGCGUAGGACAGCGCCUCAGCCAGACAAGACAAAAAACAAGAAGAGACCUUCACCUGGACAUAGUUCAUCCUUCAAGGAAGUCCACCAGAAAAACUCAAGUCGAGGAAGUUCGGGGGGCAGGAAUUACAGAAUGUAGGGAAGGAGAAAAUGGACAAAUGCCCAGCAACUUGGGAGGAGAGAAGGGAGUGGCCUUACCUGGUACCCCUGUGGAAUGGUUCACUGUAAAACAAAAGAAAGAAGAUGCUAAUAAUGACCUGAAAAGCUCUUCAAAAUGAUUGAAAACAGAGAGCUAGGUGGUGUGUAAGGGUCUGAUGUGGAAAGUUGUGAUUAUUUUAUACACUGCACCAUUCCAUACUGGGAGGAAUUCUUUGUUAAUGCAAUGUAACAGACUAGUUUAGCUGCUAAGACACGAACAAGAGCUUAUUAUACCUCCAUGUGGGAGCUGCAGCCUCCCCAGGCUCCAGGAAAGAUGGGAACAUAUCUGGGCCUCAGCCAAUCAGAGAGCAGCAUGGCUGUGGCUCGGUCACAUUUAACAGUUAGUACCCCAGUUCAAAGCUGAUAUAUUACCUUCAGAGUUUGUUUUUAUGCACCAUCCAUUACUGUGGAUAUUUUUAUUAUGUAAAAAUAAAUAAAUAAAAAAGGUUUGCUUUAAGGACAAAGACCAGGUGGUUCAUCAGAGUUUGAACAUUGUUGUAGGUAUUUUAACUUGAGUCUAAGUCUAAACCUUACUAAGAGGAGUCGCUGGAAGGUUUGAGAUCAGUCCAAAUCCCUCUUAAGCCCCAGGAAGUGUUCAAAACCUGAGGACUGAGUCUACAAUCCAAACAUUAUAAAAAGAGCUCAAGCACUAUUAGAGGGGAUUUUAAAGAAAGUAGGUAGUACAGAAGGUACUACAAAAACAAGACUGGGAUUUUUCACAUUUUCCAAAACAGAAAAACAAAUUAACCAGAAGCUAAAACUGAGUUCUCGUUUGGCCCUCAGAAGCGUGUCAUUCGGUGAAGUCAAAGUGCAUUUGGCAAACUGAAGCGGAAAAAGUCAAAUAAUGACAAUCAGGCAAAAUGUUUGUCGUCUGCAUCCUUUCACAUGUCAACACCCCAGCCAAAUUUGAUUUUUGACAACAGUUCAGUCAACAUUUCAGUUUGAGUGGAAACUUGUGUUUAACCUUGAACACAGGUUUCCACUCACAACCCGUGUUCAAGGGUAAACACGAUGUUAUGAAAGUUUAGUCAAAGCAAGUGCUCUAAAAAAAAAAAAGCAGAACCUUCACACGUAUGAGUUUAAGUGAUUCAUCUUGACCUGGAUAUUUUAUUAGCUUAGGAAGGCUGAGAAUUUUGCAACUUUAUCUGAUGGCAAGAGUAGAAUAAACCUCCACUGCAUUCAUUGCAGAGUGCACCCAAGAAACACGCAUAUUUGGUGAACGUUGGCAAAACCACAAGGACAAAUCUUUCUGGUGAUGUGAUGUUCGCAUAUCAGAACACAAAUACACAUACAAAAGCACUCACAAGGUAAAUUAGAGUUGUGCAACUACAAGCAAAGGUCAUGCAGACAUACACCAACUUUGAUGAAAAGCCAGUUCUGAGAAGUCCUUGCAUGAGGACUAACAAAAACGGCUGUUUGUUUAAGCCUCCAAAAAAAAAAAAAAAAAAAAAAAAAAAAAAAAAAA
Neolamprologus brichardi is the source of this 2288-nucleotide messenger RNA. It is a transcript of the gene igf1, whose product is annotated as insulin-like growth factor 1. Lineage: Eukaryota; Metazoa; Chordata; Actinopteri; Cichliformes; Cichlidae. Gene Ontology annotation, molecular function: insulin-like growth factor receptor binding; growth factor activity; hormone activity. The record is from RefSeq and is a predicted model, not a curated record. Gene Ontology annotation, biological process: regulation of protein phosphorylation; positive regulation of cell population proliferation; negative regulation of apoptotic process. Gene Ontology annotation, cellular component: extracellular region.